Rhagoletis zephyria (snowberry fruit fly) is the source of this 826-nucleotide messenger RNA. Its product is annotated as POC1 centriolar protein homolog. The record is from RefSeq and is a predicted model, not a curated record. NCBI's taxonomy places the organism in Eukaryota, Metazoa, Arthropoda, Insecta, Diptera, Tephritidae. Gene Ontology annotation, molecular function: protein binding.
UUGUUUGCAUCUUCGUCAGCUUAUUCGUUUGCAGACGGGAAAAAUUGCGAACGGCUAUCAAAAUACUGAUUCAAAAUAUACAUCUUUCACUGGACACACAAAUUGGGUGUGCGCAGCAAAAUUCAGCCCUAAUGGCCAGUUAAUUGCAUCGUGCGGCGACAAGUUAAGAAUUUGCGGUACAUCUUCAGGCGAAUGUGUGCGAACGUUCACCUGGGAAGAGCCGAAGGCGAGCUAAUACAGUUGUGUCAAGUGCAUUCUUCGCCGGAGAAUGAUGUUGCAUUUCACCCAGGUGGAAAUUUCUUGGUGACUGGCGGCGAUGACGAUACAAUAACAUUGCUUGAUUUAUUAGAAGUUGCUCGUUUGGAAAUCUAAUUUGCAUACAUUUGAUGCCAAUAGCUUUCGCAACAAACAAGCCAGUUCUCAAAGAGUCCAAAUUGAUUUUAGUCAUGCAACUCCGCCAUAGACACACCAGUUGCUGGAGUACGAAAAAUCUGUGGUGACAGUAUUUUAAUUGAUCAAUGACAAUCGGUGGCAUAUGGAAUGCGUGAUGGAAAUUUUCUGGUGCUUGAUAGCCGAUAUACUACAAGAGUGAAACGCUACAAGUGAAACGCUGAGAUAGUAAUUUUUCUUAAAUUUCCAUCUUUUAUUUGCAGUUACAUUAAGAAGCUAAUAGAGGGCAGAGCUGUUGGUGAGGAAGGUGUCGAGUUACUGCAGUACUGCAACUGGGAAAAUCCACAUUUCGCACGUGCCCCACUCGUAUGGAAUAGUAGCUUAUGUCAAAAGGCUGGUUUUAGUAUAAUGCGGCAUUCGCAGCAUACCCUCACUG